UCAAGCUGAGCACAGUGGCUCAAAAACCCAGAGGUGAAAACAUUUAGUCCAGCAGAGAUGGGCAUGAUGAAGAUCCUGGUGUUACUGCUGUUGGUGGCUGUGGCCAAUGCCAAAGUGUUCCAGCGCUGUGAUUGGGCGCGUAUGCUGAAGAGCCAUGGCAUGGAUGGUUACCGUGGGAUCAACCUGGCCAACUGGGUCUGCCUGACCGAGCACGAGUCACGCUUCAAUACUCGAGCAACCAACGUCAACAGAGAUGGCUCGACUGACUACGGCAUCUUCCAGAUGAACAACCGCUGGUGGUGCAACGAUGGACAGAUCCAAACAGCCAAUGGAUGUCGCAUGAGGUGCAGCCAACUCCAGACAGAUGAUGUGAGUGAUGCAAUCAACUGCGCCAAACGCGUGGUCAGAGAUCCCCAAGGCAUCGAAGCAUGGGUGGCCUGGCGUCUUCACUGUAAGAACAAAGACCUGAGAAACUAUUUGAGAGAUUGCAGCCUCUAACCUGGAGACCAGAGACAGAACAGCUGAUCAAACAUUAAUCCUGCAGAUUUAAAUUAUUGUCUGUUUAGUCUGUAACUUUUAGGGAUCGAUCUAUAAGAAGAUACAGUCCUAAAAAACUAAGUACACCCCCUGAUCCAGCAACUUGAAGAAUCUUCUUCAGCAGGUUUUCUAUCUGGCUUCAUCAGCUUCUCACAUUAUUAUGGUUGAGGUUUGGUCCACUGUUCUUUCCAGCUUUGCUUCAGUUCACAGAGGUUUGUAGACAUUUGUUACUGAGGGUCCCACCCCUGCAUUUCAAUCAGGUUAAGGUCUGGACUUUGACUGGACCAUUGGAGCACCUUGUUUUUUUUUUCUCCAUUCUGUUGUAGAUCCUCUGCUGUGUUUGAGAUCAUUCUUCUGUUGAUCACCCAGUUUUGACUAAACUUCAGACUCCAGAGUACUUUGGUACACAGAGGAGAUCAUGGUCCACUGUCAGGUGCCCAGGUUCUAUGGAUGAGAAACAAGUCCAGUUCAUGAUCCCUCCACCACCAUGUUGGAUGCUAUGUAUGUGAACUACUUACCAUACUAGUUCAAUGUCUUUCAAACUGUCUUGUCAUGACCUUUAACCUACUAACUGAAGCGUGUGAUGGAGCUCUUGGGUUUUAGGUUAUUUCUCUUAAGCUUCACGCUCUGACAUUGGACCGAAUCUGCUCAGACGUCCUGUCCUGGGAAGAUUGGCAGCUGUCUGAGACGUUUUCCACUUGGGAAUAAUCUUUCCGUCUGUAAAAUGAUGACCUUCAGAUAGUUUGGAGAUUACCUUAUGAGUAGCAAAACUUACUUCUCUGAGGCCUUUGCUUUUGUCUUUCCACCCUGGCAUUGUGUUAACAGACGCUUGUAUGCUCUAGAGCAGCAAACUGACAAAACAGCUGCUUUUAUAGAGGUGCUCACACUGAUGAAUUGAAACAGAGAGGGUGUACUUAGUUUUGUCCAUGACUGUAACUUGUAAAACAACCAGUGGUUAUUGCUUCUGUUUUAAUUCACAUAUGACUGAUUUUCUGCUGGUAGUUCCUCAUCUUCAACUAGAGUAAGUCUUUGUUAUGGUACUGUUGUCAGAUCAUCUGAUACUUGAAGGUUAUUUCCUUUUCGUUGUGCCUGUUCUGGUUUUAAUUUGUACUCUCCCUUCUGCUUGUGUGGAGGUCAGUAU
Molecule: messenger RNA, 1678 nt
Organism: Girardinichthys multiradiatus
Lineage: Eukaryota; Metazoa; Chordata; Actinopteri; Cyprinodontiformes; Goodeidae
Product: lysozyme C-like
Exons: 4
Coding region: 58-498 (146 amino acids)
Molecular function (GO): lysozyme activity
Source: RefSeq, a predicted model, not a curated record